This is a messenger RNA of Medicago truncatula (barrel medic), 1352 nucleotides long. Its product is annotated as polygalacturonase inhibitor 2. The record is from RefSeq and is a predicted model, not a curated record. The coding region runs from base 58 to 1083 and encodes 341 amino acids. The transcript has a single exon. Gene Ontology annotation, molecular function: protein binding. NCBI's taxonomy places the organism in Eukaryota, Viridiplantae, Streptophyta, Magnoliopsida, Fabales, Fabaceae.
ACAAGCCUAUAAAAUAUCCAUCCCAGUCCCACCAACAAGUAAUUGAAUCACAUUGACAUGAUAUCAUCAACAAUGAAGUUUCCCUCAUGCAUAUUACUUCUCCUCCUAAUCCUAACCACACAUCUUUUCAUUCCUUCACUCUCAGAACAAUGCAAUCCACAUGACAAAAAAACCCUCUUUCAAAUCAAAAAACAAUUUGGCAACCCAACCAAACUCUCUUCAUGGGAUUCAACUACCGACUGCUGCAACGGAACAUGGUAUGGUGUUUUUUGCGACAAACAAACCUACCGUGUCAGCACCCUUGAUCUCCAGGACCUCGACCUUCCUCACCCUGUUCCAAUUCCACCCUCCAUAUUCAACCUCCCUUUCCUCUUAUACCUCACUCUCAUGAACACACCCAACCUCGUCGGAACUAUCCCUCCCUCCAUAUCCAACCUCACCAAACUCAAUUCCAUCUACAUCAUCCAAACCAACAUCUCCGGCGAGAUACCUAACACUCUCUCAGAGAUCAAAACCCUAGUAACCAUCGACAUCAGCGACAACAAACUCACUGGUCCCCUCCCCGCAUCACUCUCAACUCUACCUAACCUCGCUGGAAUCUUCUUCUAUAGAAACCAGCUAACAGGAGCAAUACCGAAGUCAUACGGCUCAUUCCCGAAAUCUUUUGUAGGGUUGGAUCUGUCGCGAAACCGUCUCUCCGGGAAGAUUCCAGCGUCUCUGGGGAAGCUGAAUUUGCAGAUUUUGGACUUGUCAUGGAACGCGUUUAAGGGUGAUGCUUCAAUGUUCUUUGGCUCGACGAAACAGACUUCUGAUUUAGUGUUAGCGAUGAAUUCAUUUGCUUUUGAUUUUGGGAAAGUUGAGUUGCCGAAGAAUUUGGGUAAGUUGGAUUUGAGGAACAAUAAAAUCUAUGGUACACUACCGGAGGGACUAACGGAGCUGAAGUUGCUGAAUUUUUUCUAUGUAGGCUACAAUAAAUUGUGUGGUCAAAUUCCACAAGGUGGUAACUUGGUACGGUUUUAUGAGACUAGUUAUGAGCAUAACAAGUGCUUGUGUGGUUCUCCUCUUCCCGCCUGCAAGACUUGAAUUCAAUGGAUCACAGAGUUAUAUCCUCCUAUUAUUUAUAAGUUUUAAAUAAAGAUACCGGCCUUCCUAAAUUUCAAUCCAUAAGAAUAAGGAGCAUGAUAUUUGAAUUUUGAACACCACCACUUUUUAUCAUUCUAGUUCCAUCAAAUAAUCAGUCUAUCACAUUAUUUAAUUUUCCUUUAUCUCUAGGUGUAUGCAUCUCAUUUUCAGUGGGGUGUACCCAAAAACAUUUUCCAAAUAAUAAAUGUAUUGGAAAAAUAUACUGUGUG